AUGUCGAUCAUUUCACCUCGAUAAAGUUAGCAGCAGGAGCUAGCUAGCUUCUAACGUUAGUUUACUAGCCAGCUAGUAUGGGCAGAUGGUCUGCGUUCGCUAUUAUCUGAACAGCUCAAAUGUAUUGGUAACUCAACGUAGUGAAUUUACUUUUUGUGGUCUGUUAGUAGGCAAACAAGUGACUGACAACAGCAGAUUAAUGGGAACACGUAUUAUGAAAAAAGCUAGAUUGAUUUCGAGUCUUAACGUUACAGCUUUCUUUCCGGUCUUACUAAAUAUUUAUUUGGGAGGAUGAUGGCGUGUCCAUCUGUAUGGGGACAUCCCCCACAAUUGUUUUGGUUUUGUGCCUCGUUCUGAGUGUGGUGGCUAACUACAUACCGUAUAUAUGGGUGGCUAUAUCUGUUUGAUUGUGGACCCUAUGUCUUUGUUUUGGACUUUGCGACCCUGCAACUAUUGCUGUCACAGUGUAAUGUGGUGAGACCAUCUAAGAGUUGGUGUGUUUCCAGGUGUGGAGCAUGUGGACGUCCUGCUGUAACUGGUUCUGUCUGGACACUGCCACGGUGGAGGAGAGCAACAGCAGCAUGCGUCACCAGGCCUAUACUAACUCAGGUUACAGCAGCUACCCAUCGCCCCCACUCCCGGAACACACAUGCAAAGCCUGCGGAAGCCGCUUCGUCACCCUUGCCAGAAAGCAGCAUGUCUGCGUGGACUGCAAGAAGAACUACUGCGGCAGUUGUUCGGCCCAGCUUGAGCCCCGGCAACGCCUUUGCCACACUUGCCAGCGGUUUCACGGCACGCUUUUCGAGCGCACUGAGCUGAUGAAGCUCAAGGUGAAGGACCUGCGCGACUACCUCCACCUGCACGAGGUCUCAACACAGAUGUGCCGUGAGAAAGAGGAACUGGUGGAGCUGGUCCUGGGACAGCAGACACCAUCAUCCUCUGGCCCAAUCAUAAACCCUCUGACCCAAACACAGACCCCCACCGUGACCCAGCAUGAGACAACUCCUCUUCCAGCUCCCGAUACUACCACCACCACCACCACACCCUCCACACACCCCCACCCCACCUCCACAGACAAUGUCCCUUCACAGCCGCCACCCACUCAGGAGGGCAGUCAGACCCCGUCUGUGUUGUUGCCCUUGGGUCCUGAGGAGCCACUGGACACUGAGGGAGAUACAGAGCUGCAGGGAGAGCAGGAGCUGCAGUCCUCAGACACAGAUGAGGUGCUGGCACCAGGCCGCAGGGCGUCGCUGUCAGACCUGGCCACGGCAGACGACAUCGAGGCCCUCAGCGUCCGGCAGCUCAAGGAGAUCCUAGCCCGUAACUUUGUCAACUACAAGGGCUGCUGCGAGAAGUGGGAACUAAUGGAGAGGGUCACCCGCCUCUACCAUGACCAGAAGGACCUCCAGAAUCUGGUUUCAAGUACAAAUGACGGCACAGACCCCAGUGGUACCCCUGGCCAGGAAGAGAACCUGUGUAAGAUCUGCAUGGACUCUCCUAUUGACUGUGUCCUGCUGGAGUGCGGCCACAUGGUCACCUGCACCAAGUGUGGCAAGAGGAUGAACGAGUGCCCCAUCUGCAGGCAGUAUGUGGUGCGCGCCGUUCACAUCUUUAGAGCCUGAGACCUCCUAAGCCUUGGGAAUCCCCCCCACCUACCUCCCGUAAAUUAACAAGGGACUUGCUACAUGUGGCCUUACCUACCACCCAUAGGGCGGCAGGGUAGCCUAGUGGUUAGAGCGUUGGACUAGUAACCAGAAGGUUGCAAGUUCGAACCCCCGAGCUGACAAGGUACAAAUCUGUCGUUCUGCCCCUGAACAGGCAGUUAACCCACUGUUCCUAGGCAGUCAUUGAAAGUAAGAAUUUGUUCUUAACUGACUUGCCUAGUUAAAUUAAAAAUUAUAUUAAAAAAAUAGGCUAGACCAGGGGUAUUCAACUCUUACCAUAUGAGGUCCGGAGGCUGUUGGUUUUCUGUUCUACCUGAUACAUAUUUGCAUCUACCUGGUGUCCAAGGUGUAAAUCAGUCUGUGAUUAGAGGGGAACAAUGGAAUGAAAGCAUUGGAACUGGCUUUGAGGUCCAGAGUUGAGUUUGAGGGGACUAACCUCCUCUCCCUCCAGUUCUCCACUGCUCUGAUGGUCCUGGAGACCCAGAGUACUGGUUCCCCCUGCUGGAGGGAUGACCAGGGGAGGUUAUACCUUGAAGAAACCACACAAACCCAAUGACUGGACAUGGGCACUUCCUCCUUUUAUUGAUCCUACAGCUCAUAUCUUAAAGCCAAUAAGGAUAUUAUGUCAUAUUAUUAGAAUAAGAGUGCCUAAUAACAUAUAUGCAUUUUUCCUUUGGAGACCUACUACUAGUAAAUACAGUAAGGGGUCAUAUAUGACCCCUUACUGUAUAUGUAUGUAUGUAUGUAUGUAUGUAUGUAAGAAGGAACUGUGUGUAUACACACACACACACACACACAGUUCCUUCGGAAAGUAUUCAGAACCCUAGACUUUUCCCACAUUUUGCUACAUUACAGCCUUAUUCUAAAAUGUAUUCAGUUAUUUUUUCCCCCUCAACAAUCUACACACAAUACCCCAUAAUGACCAAGCAAAAACGGUUUCUUAAAAAAAAAAUGUUUGCUAAUUUAUUAAAAAUGAUAUAAAACUGAAGUAUCACAAGUAUUCAGACCCUUUCCUCAGUACUUUGUUGAAACACCUUUUGGCAGCGAAUACAGCCUCGAGUCUUCAUGUGUAUGACUCUACAAGCAGAUCCUGCAGAUCCUCUCAAGCUCUGUCAAGUUGGAUGGGGAGCGUUGCAGCACAGCUCUUUUCAGGUCUCGAGAGAUGUUCGAUCGGGUCCAUGUCUGGGCUCUGGCUGGGGGUAUUCAAGGACAUUCAGAGACUUGUCCCAAAGCCACUCCUGUGUUGUCUUGGCUGUGUGCUUAAGGUUGUUGUCAUGUUGAAAGGUGACCCUUCUCCCCAGUCUGUGGUCCUGAGCACUCUGGAGCAGGUUUUCAUCAAGGAUCUCUCUCUAUUUUGCACCGUUCAUCUUUCCCUCGAUCCUGACUGGUCUCCCAGUCCAUGCUGCUGAAAAACAUCCCCACAUCAUGAUGCUGCCACCACGCUUCACCGUAGAGAUGGUGCCAGGUUUCCUCCAGACGUGACGAUUGGCAUUCAUGCCAAAGAGUUCAAUCUUGGUUUCAUUCGUCCAGAGAAUCUUGUUUCUCAUGGUCUGAGAGUCCCUUUUGGCAAACUCCAAGCAGGCUGUCAUGUGCCUUUUACUGAGGAGUGGCUUCCGUUUGGCCACUCUACCAUAGAGGCCUGAUUGGUGGAGUGCUCCAGAGAUGGUUGUCCUUCUGGAAGGUUCUCCCAUCUCCACAGAGGAGCUCUGUCAGUGACCAUCAGGUUCUUGGGCACCUCCCUGACCAAGGCCCUUCUCCACCGAUUGCUCAGUUUGGCAGAGCGGCCAGCUCUAGGAGGAGUCUUGGUGCUUCCAAUCUUCUUCCAUUUAAGAAUGAUGGAGGCCACUGUGUUCUUGGGGACCUUCAAUGCUGAGAAAAAAAACAUGUUGUACCCUUCUCAAGAUCGGUGACUCGACACAAUCCUGUCUCAGAGCUCUACUGACAAUUCUUUCGAUCUCAUUGCUUGUUUUUUGCUUUGACAUGCACUGUCAACAGUUGGACCUUAUAUAGACAGGUGUGUGCCUUUCCAAAUCAUGUCCAAUAACUUGAAUUUGCCAAAGGUGGACUCGAAUCAAGUUUUAGGAAUAGGAUAAUCAAUGGAAACAAAAUGCACCGGAGAUCAAUUUCGAAUCUCAUAGCAAAGGGUCUGAAUACUUAUGUAAAUAAGGUAUUUCUGUUUUUAAUAAAUUAGCUUUGUCAUUACUGGGUAUUGUGUAUAGAUUGACGAGAAACAUUUAAUUUAAUCGUAACAAAAUAUGGAAAAGGGGAUGGGGUCUGAAUACUUUCCGAAUGCAUUGUAUAAGCCCCAAGUGCUCUUAAUAAUGGAUUGGAUUCAUGUAACUGUUAGAGUUGAACCCCAGUAAAAGGGAAAGCAGUUACAUUAGUGGUUGAGCUGAGAACACAUCCAUAGGAUUUCUCUGUGUCUGUCGUUACUCUGCAUUUGGAAAAGCAGCAACAUCCCCUGUGGCGGUCGAGUUUAAAAGCUUUAAGUCUGUUAAGGGUUCAGAGCUUGAUAAGUUACAGCGGCCAGGGAAAUACCUGCAGAUUGGGGCUGGCUGGCUCACAUUCUCCCAGCGUGCCGCUUGUGCCUGGGGCCUCCAACUCAAAAGUGUGUUGCUGUGUGCCAGAAAUUAAAUGCGUGCUUGUUCUGUAACCCAUAGACACUGCAUACAUUGUUUCUCAAUUAAGCCAGUUGACAUAAGCAAAGUUGACAGACGUUCACUCAAUCCCUCUGCUGUGGAAUCAGGUGGACACACGGUUUUAGUGCUUACACUUUAGCCUGGUCCCAGAUCUGUUUAUGCUGAAUUGCCAACUCCUAUGGUUAUUGUCAUGUCAAACCGAGAGUACCCUGAAGGAGAGGCCUUUUUCCCCUAUGCAAACAGCACUACCCACCAUACUUUGUACGUACACACUACGGGUGCCAUGCACGGACCGUGAAGGUGACCAGGACCAGAAACGUCCUGACCAGCGCAACAAACUAAUGAGGCAGAAUUACUUAAGAAGCUUCUGACCUAAGGGGUUUGCAUGACAACGACCAUAGGAGUUGGCUAUACAGCACAAACAAAUCCGGGGACCUGGCUACUUAUGCUGACAGUGGGAGAGAAUAUGUGGAUCAGUGGUCCUUCACUACUCCAACUAUAUCCAAGUGCUUUAUCCUUCCAAUACUCAACCGCUCGUUGACUGUAUUGAUAUCUUUCAACGUUGACCAAAGGCCCUUACCCAUGCUAUAUUAUUUAGAAUUUAGAUAAAUCCAACCAUGUCAGGAUAGCCUGGUGUAUAGCUGGAUCUAGUUGUGCAUAAUAUGCGUUUUCAUGACACCAGUACAUGAAAGAUGAGUUGUCAAAAGUACAAGCAGAUAUUUGGCAUUGCCCAAGAUGAAGGUUAACUCUUAAAGACAUCUCAUCUGUUUGGCUAAGUACCUUAACUCCAAGAUUAUUUAAUUAAUGGAGUUGAGUGCAGACCUGAGUUAUUUAGAAAAAAUAUAUAUUUACGAACCUCCAACUCCUUCGAGUCGCUGUGCAGUUGAUACUUACAUUUUUUUCAAAUUCUUAAUCCCGUACCAUGUUUGUCCUCUGUUUGCAUGCCUUUCUUUGCUGAAAUCCAUACUUUUUAAUAAAACUUAGUCAAAUACAACCACUGACUGUUUCCUUUUGAGAUUUAAUUGACACAUGCGCAUUCACGCUUAGAACAACAGCAAUGAAAAAACAGUCGGUUGUAUUUUGAUUAACGUGUAAUUAAAAGUAGGCAUUUUUGCAAACAAAGGCCUGAAACAACAAAGAUAGGUACACGGUAAGGGUUUAAGUAUUUACAUUUUUGAAGAAUCGACUGCAUAGUGAGUUGGGAGGUUCAAUUAAACUCUAGUCUGUGCUCAACUUUGAGUUGAUGAACUUGGCUACGGUUUGGCAUGAGUCUAAAGGUUCAACAAUGGUGAAAGUGUCUUGAACAAUGCAUUGUCCAUGAUCAGCUAUAGGUAUAACUCUCUGAUUUAAUGACAGGUAGUUGAGUGGUUUGCAUACUCCAGUGCUAGACCUCCAGUCCCUCCCUAUCCCUACUGACCAUAAUGAAAGAGACUCUUAAUAAGUGGCUUUCAAAAACCAGCACCUUUAUUCAUGACAGUGAGCACACAAUGUACUUUUGAAAAGAAUGCAACGUUGUGAAAUCGUGUGCUUGAUCGGUUAGAUGGAAAAUGUGUAUUGUCAAGAUGAUAGAGCACUAAGCUACAUUAAAUCAAUUAAGCUCUGUAUAGCAUAAGGAAGGAGUCUGGAAUUAAGAUGGCUCCUUUUUGUCCCAAAUUUCACCCUCUCCCCAAAAUAGUGCACUAUAUAUAGGGGAUGGGGUGCAAUUUGGGACACCGGCAUUGUUUGAUGAAAAGAAGUGUACUUGACCUACAGUACCAGUCAAGAGUUUGGACACCUACUUAUUCAAGGAUUUUUCUUUGUAGUGAAGACAAUGUAGAAAAUAGUAAAAAUAAUCUAUGAACUAACACAUGUCAUCAUGUAGUAACCUAAAAAGUGUUAAACAGAGAUUCUUCUGAGUAGCCAUCUUUUGCCUUGAUGACAGCUUUGCACACUCUUGGCAUUCUCUCAACUAGCUUAACAUGGAAUGCUAUUCCAACCGUCUAGGAGUUCCCAUAUGCUGAGCACUUGUUGGCUGCUUUUCCUUUACUCUGCAGUUGUCCUCGUCAUCCCAAACCAUCUCAUUUGGGUUGAGUUUGGGUGAUUGUGGAGGCCAGGUCAUCUGAAGCAGCACUCCAUCACUCUCCUUCUUGGUCAAAUAGCCCUUACACAGCCUGGAGGUGUGUUGGGUCAUUGUCUUGUUGAAAAACAAAUGAUAGUCCCACUAAGUGCAAACCAGAUGGGAUGGCGUUUUGCUGCAGAAUGCUGUGGUAGCCAUACUGGUUAAGUGCGCUUUGAAUUCUAAAUAAAUCACUGACAUUGUCACCAUCACACCUCCUCCAUGCUUCAUGGUGGAAACGACAUGUGUAGAUCAUCCGUUCACCUACUCUGCGUCUCACAAAGACACGGCGGUUGGAAUCAAAAAUGUCAAAUUUUGACUCAUCAGAUCAAAGGACAGACUUCCACCGGCCUAAUGUUCAUUGCUCAUGUUUCUUGGCCCAUGCAGGUCUUCUUACUCCUUUAGUGGUGGUUUCUUUGCAGCAAUUCGACCAUGAAGGCCUGAUUCACGCAGUCUCCGCUGAACAGUUGAUGAUUAGAUGUCUGUUGCUUGAACUCUGUGAAGCAUUUAUUUGGGCUGCAAUUUCUGAGGCUGGUAACUAAUGAACUCUAAUGAAUGGAGCCAGUUUCAUCAUAGUUUCUUCAAGUGCAGUCGCAAAAACAUUCAGUUCUUGAAAUGAUCCGGAUUUACUGACCUUCAUGUCUUAAAGUAAUGAUGGACUCAUUUCUCUUUGCUUAUUUGAGCUGUUGUUGCCAUAAUAUGGACUUGGUCAUUUACCAAAUAGGGCUAUCUUCUGUAUACCACCCCUACCAUGUCACAACACAACUGAUUGGCUCAAAUGCAUUAAGAAGAACUUUUAACAAGGUACACCUGUUAAUUAAUUGAAAUGCGUUCCAGAUGACUACCUCAUGAAGCUGGUUGAGAAAAUUUCAAGAGUGUGCAAAGCUGUCAUCAAGGCAAAGGGUGGGUACUUUGAAGAAUCUCAAAUAUAUUUGGAUUUGUUUAACCCUUUUUUUGUUACUACAAAAACUAUUUCAUAGUUUUGAUGUCUUCACUAUUAUUGUACAAUGUUGAAAAUAGUAAAAAUAAAGAAAAGCCUAUGAAUGAGUAGGUGUGUCAAAUUGACUGGUACCAUAUUUUCCUUACUGAUAAAUGAGGCCUUUUGAAUUUAUAUUUACUUGACUUUGAUUUUUAGGUUGCGAUUAGAUUUUUAGCAUCUGCGAAAGAGUUCAUUGAAUGUACGGGCCUUGAAUUUACAGAUGUGACUUGUCUUUAUUUUCCACCAGAUCUCUUAACAGCAUUUCGAGCCAAACAUUCUAUUUUCUUAACUGCUUUGAUACAUCUCUGAAAGACUCUUUAAUAUAAAAACUACCAAAUAAUUGUAGGUACAUUCUUCUGAAUUUCUUCUAAUAAAAAUAUUUCCACAUUU
Messenger RNA from Oncorhynchus masou masou (cherry salmon), 7767 nucleotides. Its product is annotated as E3 ubiquitin-protein ligase rififylin-like. The transcript has 7 exons. NCBI's taxonomy places the organism in Eukaryota, Metazoa, Chordata, Actinopteri, Salmoniformes, Salmonidae. Gene Ontology annotation, biological process: proteasome-mediated ubiquitin-dependent protein catabolic process; negative regulation of extrinsic apoptotic signaling pathway via death domain receptors; protein K48-linked ubiquitination. The coding region runs from base 516 to 1622 and encodes 368 amino acids. Gene Ontology annotation, cellular component: cytoplasm; plasma membrane. Gene Ontology annotation, molecular function: ubiquitin protein ligase activity. The record is from RefSeq and is a predicted model, not a curated record.